Molecule: messenger RNA, 2213 nt
Organism: Ictalurus punctatus (channel catfish)
Lineage: Eukaryota; Metazoa; Chordata; Actinopteri; Siluriformes; Ictaluridae
Gene: phykpl
Product: 5-phosphohydroxy-L-lysine phospho-lyase
Exons: 12
Coding region: 210-1532 (440 amino acids)
Cellular component (GO): mitochondrion
Molecular function (GO): transaminase activity; pyridoxal phosphate binding
Source: RefSeq, a predicted model, not a curated record
CAAAGAUCACAUGGUAAUGUUAAUAUGGCGAAUGUAGUCUGUCCGGGAUUGUAUUCAUACUACACACACAAACUGAUUAGUACGUACUGUUUAACGGGCAAUGCAGAGUGACUGUCACUAUACGCGAUUUCGGUCGCAGCCCAAGCCACAUUUGCUGACUGUGUAGGAGACUCGGUGCAGGAGAAGAGAACUUGUGUGGAAUCGCUGUAAUGGCGUUGGAACUCUUCCCCAAGGAAAACACUUUGAAAAUGCGCAAAAAGCUGAUUGGGCAGUCAUGCAGACUCUUUUUCUCUCAUGACCCAGUGAAAAUAGUGAGAGCACAAGGACAGUAUUUAUAUGAUGAGAAUGGGACACAGUACUUGGACUGCAUUAGCAAUGUGCAGCACGUGGGUCACUGUCACCCCAGCAUCACUCAGGCUGCAGCAACUCAAAUGGAGGUUCUUAAUGCAAACACCAGGUUUCUCCAUGAUAAUAUAAUCCAGUACGCAAACCGCCUUGCAGCCACUCUACCCAAGAAGCUAUGUGUCUUCUACUUUGUCAACUCAGGCUCAGAAGCUAAUGAUCUUGCCCUGCGGCUGGCCCGUCAGUUUACCCAACACGAGGAUGUUAUAGUUCUAGACCAUGCAUAUCAUGGCCAUCUUACCAGUCUUAUUGACAUAAGUCCUUACAAGUUCCGUAAGCUGUCAGGCCAAAAAGAGUGGGUUCAUGUGGCACCAAUCCCUGAUACCUACAGAGGUCUUUACCGUGCAGAUCAUCCCAACCCAGCAGAAGCCUAUGCAGAUACUGUGAGGAAUCUUAUUGAUGAAGUACAUAAGAGAGGACGCAAGAUUUCAUCUUUCUUUGUAGAGUCCUUACCCAGUGUUGCUGGACAUAUCAUCUUGCCACCUGGAUACUUUCAAAAAGUUGCACAGUAUAUCCGUGCUGCAGGAGGUAUUUUUGUAGCUGAUGAAAUUCAGACAGGCUUUGGCCGUGUGGGAAGCCACUUCUGGGCUUUUCAACUCCAAGGUGACGAUUUCUGCCCUGACAUUGUGACUAUGGGUAAACCAAUGGGCAACGGGCAUCCUUUGGCAUGUGUGGUUACCACAGAGGAGAUAGCUGGUGCCUUUACGAGCAAUGGAGUCGAAUAUUUCAACACUUUUGGUGGAAACCCAGUGUCCUGUGCAAUUGGCCUCGCAGUACUAGAUGUGAUUGAGAAAGAGGACCUGAGAAGUAAUGCAGUUCGUGUUGGAAAUCAUUUGAUGAAGCUCCUCCGAGAGCUCCAGGCUACACACCCAAUUAUUGGAGAUGUGCGUGGUGUAGGUCUCUUUGUGGGCUUUGAACUGGUUAAAGAUAGAGAGGUUUUAACACCAGCCACAGGAGAAACAGCACUUCUUGUUAGGAGACUGAAAGAGAAACACAUAUGCUUGAGCGUAGAUGGACCAUGGGAGAACGUCAUCAAAUUUAAACCCCCUAUGUGUUUCAGUAUGCAGGAUGCUGAAAGGGUCAUUGAACAAAUUGAUCACAUUCUUACAGAAAUUGAAGGCAACCUUUAAGACCUGGACAGCAGAAACAACCAUGGUUAGUAGAAAUAUUAAAGAAAGUAAUUAAGUGUAUUUUUAUGUUCCAUUUGUACAUUUUAUAUUACAUGAAAACUUUGGUGAAAAUGUCUAACCAUUAACAACAUUUAAAAAGAAAAUCUUUAUUCCUCAAUAAACAAACAGAGGAUAUAUAAAAUGAAAUAAGGACGGACACUACCCAAAUUAAAACACUUGUUUACUAUAUACAUAUGUAAAUCUAAAUAUGUGUAUCAUUUAUAAUAUACAUACAAGCAUAUAUGAAGUAUGAUGUGCAGAAAUAAUAGCAAAACCUGAACAGGGAGUGAUUUGAGUAAUUUUCUUUAACCAAAUAUUUCAUAUAUAUUUUGUAUUCCCUUUUAAUGGAGUCUGGAGAUUUACACUGUUUAAACUAACACAGAAACUGACUCAUGGACAUCAUGGAAUUUGGUAUAUUAACAAUAAUAAAGUGUGUAUUAUUUUUUAAUGAUUUUAAUCAUUCAUGUCAUCUUGUAAUGUGUGUAUCAGUUUAUUAGUCUUAAUCAUAUAUACAUUAGUCACAUUUAUGAAUUAUGAUUUAUUAGUAAGUUCACAACUAUUUAUACAAAAUUGUCUUGUGUUGAAUCUGGAACCUGCAAGAAAAGAAUUGUAUAAAUAAGCCAAUAAAAAUUAAGUAGGUGC